This is a messenger RNA of Dermacentor andersoni, 3049 nucleotides long. RefSeq lists its product as uncharacterized. NCBI's taxonomy places the organism in Eukaryota, Metazoa, Arthropoda, Arachnida, Ixodida, Ixodidae. Gene Ontology annotation, molecular function: DNA-binding transcription factor activity, RNA polymerase II-specific; RNA polymerase II transcription regulatory region sequence-specific DNA binding. The record is from RefSeq and is a predicted model, not a curated record. Gene Ontology annotation, biological process: regulation of transcription by RNA polymerase II.
GGGAACGUGCCGUGGAGGGAGCGAUCGCUGCAUGCCGUGAGCGCCGACCGUGUGUGCGGCGCUGGUUGCCGUUGCUGGUGGUUCUCUUGGUGCUGUGCGUGCGACUGAACGCGUACUGUUUUGCCGGGUCCCCUCCGGCACGUGACUCCGCGGUACCGAUAGGCGCGACUUCGUCGGAGCAGCCACAGGCCGUACAUAGCCGUACUGUGAGCUCUCUGUGUGCCAGGCCUAACAGAGCCCGCAUUGGGCAGUAUCGUUGGGCAUCGACUUUCCGCGCGGCGCGCAGCACGCGGACCCAAUCGCGCCGAUCGCUCGAAGCGCCGCCGUUGAGGUGAGGCACGUCUCGGCUUUUCAGGACUUUGCGUUCAGAUUUGUGCGUGAGCGAGUAGUGCGAAAGGCGGGACCAGGGAGUGAGAGACCGAAGUGACAGGUCGAUAUGAAACGUGCACCUGACGUUCCUACAUAUAGAUAGACGUGAAAUAGAGUGUUGUGGUUGUUAUGAACCACUAGUGAGUGGUAAGGUCUCGUAUCGGACUUGGCUCAGCUAAUUAGCUGCGUUCUUGAGCAAACAUGGCACUUCCAGUUGAACUUCACUUGUCCUGAAACCUGAUCGAACAACUGCAGCUUUCGAGCGAGCCACUAUGGCUCGUCGUCGUUAAGUGGCCAACUCGGCAGGCACAAUCUUCAACUGAAUGCAUAUCCCACGUUUGGGACAAAUUCUGCAGCGGCUUCGCUCGAGACGAACGACUAGUCGGUCGGGUGCCUGAUAUGAUCUCGUUAGAGAUCGUCGGCUGAAGAAAGCGCCCGGGCCCUGCGUGGUUUUCGCUCGCGAAUAUCACACGAGCUCAGAGAACGGAAAAGCGGUAGGUUCUGGUUGCGAAGACCGAGCAGCACUGGAGUAGCGCAGAGAGAGAGAGAGAGAGAACGCUUCGGCCAUGGACUACGGAUACCUGAACCAGGCUGCUGCGGCCAGCGCCGCGUUCGAACCAUGCAUGGAAUCCGCGGCGUGCCAGCUGUCCUGCUCGUACGCUGAGCUUGGUCCUCCGACGGCCGCCUACCACCGCUACUCGGCGCCCGUGCCAAGGUCCUUCUCGGCACCGCCGUCCGCGUCGGCCCCGACCUGCGGCGCGGCGGGACUCAUCGCUCGAGGAGUGAGGCCCGAGCCUCCGCCACCUCCGCCACCCCCGCCACCGCAGCAGCCGCAGCACCACCCGACGCCAGUCUUCCCGGCCAUUCAGAAAGCUGACGCAUGGGCGCGGGCUGAGCGGUUGCCGGAGUGGAGUCCCGACCGCGAACGGAGUGCGGCGGCGGCUGCGGCGGCGAGACAAGUAUCCUGGUUCGGACAAAGUGCGAUUCCCUACAAGGUGUACACGGCAGCGGCUGCUGCGGCUGCGGCGGCGCACGAGGGUGUUCUGACGGAGAAGCGCAAACAGCGUCGCAUCCGCACCACGUUCACGUCGGCGCAGCUCAAGGAGCUCGAGAGGGCCUUCCAGGAGACGCACUACCCGGACAUCUACACGCGCGAGGAGAUCGCCAUGAAGACGGACCUCACCGAGGCCAGAGUACAGGUGUGGUUCCAGAACCGGAGAGCCAAGUUCCGCAAGCAGGAGAGGCUCAACCAGCAGAAGCAGUCGGCGUCCUCCUCAUCGUCGGGGUCGGACGCCGGCAUCACCACUUCGCCCAUAAGCACCACGGCCGACUCCACGACGCACACGUCGAGCGCCAAGGACUCCAAGGACGUGAAGGUCAUGCUUCACUCGCAGGACGUCAAGCACCUCAACGGCAAAAUUGUGGCCGCGGACAGCCCCUGCAGCCAGCAGCAGCCUCACAUGUCGCCGCCCAAGUGGAGCUCGAGCCCGUGCGGCCAGCCUUCGUGCCUCGGCCCGUACCCGUACGGAUCCGGGCUCACGGGCGUCGACACCAAGCCCAGUUUGUCUCCGCAAAUAUUCUGAAACGACAGACCGUGACAGGAUCGCGAAUGAGCGCGCCACCGCCGUCCCCGUCACGCCAGAGACUGCCACAAUGGCCAUCCGACAGGCACGGAAUGAAUAGCGAGUACAUACCGCAAAGUGGGCUAGGCCUGGAGUGUCGCUGUUGCGUGCCCCUUCCUGCUGCAAAGAGGGUACGGAGGGGGCUUGUGGUCCUGGAUAGUUGCGAGCAGACCCCCUCUUACCACAAAAUGGGGGUGCCAAUGCCGUUCAGAACUCAACUAUACCACCGGACUCGUCGGAACCAGAGCGCGCCCCAAGCUUCAUUAACGAACAAACGAGCGGCUUCGGCUGACACACAGCCUCGUCGAUGAAGCUCCGCUUCAGCGCAUUCGAUCGGAACGUGUGCGCAAUAGAGUGCGUGUGCGUGUGUGUGUGUGCGUGUGCGACUGUGUGCCGGCGACCAUGUGCUUUGUCCAUCCAGCGAGAAACAAACCGGAACUGUGUUUUGGCAGAAAGGCGCGGUUCGGUUGUUUUGUGAUCUUUGGCGUUCCGUUCAUUUCACUUGGUUCCAUUUCCAGCGUCGUUUGCUCCAAACGCAACUUUCAGUGUCAUUGUGUACAGAGUGCCAACAAAGAGACAAAAACUGAAACGCACGAAGCAAGCACGAUCAUGGUAAAUGUGGGUGUUAAGAACGCUGCGUCUUAAGCUUCAGUAUCUCGUGCUCUUCCGGCCGUAAAUAACAACUGCAAGAGGUAGUAUUCAUGUUCACACAUCAGAAAUAUUAUUUCUUAUCGAGAAAACGCGAUCUAUUAUAUUUUAUGCUCAUGGCCUUACAUACAGCGGAGGUUUCACGUGAGAUAUUCCUAGUCAUGUUCUGCUUUAAGUGUCUCACCCCUGAGAAGUUUUCAGUAAGACUUAUGAGGCCUGUUUCACAAAAUAGUAAUACUAAUAACGACUGACUUAGCCAUAAAAUCCGGCUUGAAAUGAGAAGUUCAGAUAAUUUAUUUCGACGUGACUUAAACACAAGGCGAACAAAUUGGCGUUUUGACAACACGAUUUCGAAAAAGAAACGCAUUCGGUAUGCUUCAAUCACUGGAACUAUCGAGAAAAAAAGAACU